Monopterus albus (swamp eel) is the source of this 8378-nucleotide messenger RNA. RefSeq names its product SET domain containing 1A, histone lysine methyltransferase (gene setd1a). The record is from RefSeq and is a predicted model, not a curated record. NCBI's taxonomy places the organism in Eukaryota, Metazoa, Chordata, Actinopteri, Synbranchiformes, Synbranchidae. The transcript has 20 exons. Gene Ontology annotation, molecular function: histone H3K4 methyltransferase activity; RNA binding; protein binding. Gene Ontology annotation, cellular component: Set1C/COMPASS complex. Bases 249 to 6965 code for a protein of 2238 amino acids.
UACGCGAUGGCCGCUCUCUCAAUAAUAUAGGGAUUUUGAGCGGAAAACAAUGGCCUGGUCGCUCGGAGAGGGGUGUUGUUACAUUGACUAACUACCGGAAUGAUAGCAGCACCAUUUUAGCUCGCUAGUUUUACUUUAAAGCUUGGUCAGAGAUGUUCCAUUUCUGUUAGGGACCCAGUGUUUUUCUUGUUCGUCUCCCGGGCCUGGCCAUAGCUGCCUACACUGUAGCGGCGGGUUGCUACUUUCGGAUGAGCGGGCAGUCACUCUCAAAGAGUUGUAGGAUGGAUCCAGACAGUGGGGCAGAAACACAAAAAGCUGUCAGUUUGCAGUGGAAGAGCUACAAACUCGUCCAGGACCCAGCCAUCAGGCGGGUCGCACAGAAAAUUUACAGAUAUGAUGGAGUGCAUUUCAGUGUGCCAGACUCUGGUUUUCCUCCUGUGGGCGAACUGCGGGACCCUAGACCCCGGAGACUGUGGUCCAGGUAUACAGAACUGUCCCUUCCAGUGCCAAAGUUUAAGCUUGAUGAGUUCUAUGUGGGUCCCAUACCACUCAAGGAGGUGACCUUUGCAAGACUCAAUGACAACAUCAAGGAGCCCUUCUUGGCAGAAAUGUGUGCUAAGUUUGGUGAGGUGGAGGAGAUGGAGAUCCUGUUUCACCCCAAGACCAAGAAGCACUUGGGGCUGGCCAGAGUGUUGUUCACCAGCACCAGAGGAGCCAAGGACACAGUUAAACAUCUGCACAACACUUCUGUCAUGGGUAACAUCAUUCAUGCUCAACUGGAUAUAAAAGAAAUUAGACGGAGGCUCUCCAGUGAGCUUGCAGUUUUGGCAGCAGGGGUCCAGGCCCUUACAUCAGGAAACAUUACCCCUUGCUCUGUGGACACUGGCUACAGUGACCAACGUCUGGACACACCCAAUUCGUCCAUGGGCCCCUACACCCCAGGCUCCUCUACUUCAUCUCAGGGUGGUGGAGGAACACCUUAUGGCUCCAGAUCUGGGACCCCUUUCUCACAAGAGUCGGGCUACACUGGUGGAAGGCAUCCUGGUUAUAACAGUGGCACUUUGGGCAGCGGCUACCCUCCCCAAGACAUGCUACCCUCCUCCUCCUCAUCUUCUGCUGUUUCAUCUACUGUCAGUGGAUACAAAGUGUCUCGAUACCCAGAGGAUGCACAGGAAUCUUCAGUGUAUCAUCGAGGUCGCCCUAUAUACCCCCCAACCCUAUCAUACCGUCCCAAUGAGCCGCCGUGCUACCCCCCAUUCCCCAGUGUUGGAGGGCCAGGGCCACACAUGGUGCACCACUGCUCAAUGCCUCCGCCACCUUUUGCCACGCAGUACGAUCAGCCCCCCAUGUCAGACAGAGAUAGGGAGCGUGACAGAGACUCAGGUGGGCGCUACGGCGCGGGAGGUAUUGGUUCUAGAAGGUCAUCUUAUCACCACCAGCAGGACACAAAUUCUUCCUCAAAGUACCAUUCCCAUCACUCCCACCACCACUCAGACCGCAGGGAUGACAGGGGGUACCGGCGAGACAGCCUGGGCUCCCGGUCAGGUGACCACAGCCACCAGAGACAUCGCAACCACCACCAUUCUCACAACCACCAUGGCGGCAGCAGUAGCCGCAGAAGGAGCAGCCACGACAGAGACAGAGAUCGAGAUAGAGACAGUGACUACUCUAAUAGCUCUGACCCCAGAUACAAUUCCAACUCAUACCACUCUUCCUCUAACAGCAUGUCUCCUCCCUCUUCAUCUUACUCUGCAUACGCCACCUCCAAAGAGCCUGCCUCAGCCCCCCCUCAAGGACUGGAUGUUUCCACAUCCCCCCCCCCCCCCCCCCCGCCCCCCCCGCCAGCCUCUGUUAUUGCAGCGGCUGUAGCUGAGACACUUGGAACAGUGGACUUCAACCAGGAUAGUCCAGCCUGUGAAGAGCAGUGGACAAAGCCCAAACGCCGUCCCAGCACCCCACCUGCCCCACCAAAGAUGCCUCCACCUUCCUCCCCGCCCCGUCCCUCCAUCAGUUCCUCCUCCACCUCACCUUCUUCCACUUCACUCCCCCUUCUCGUUCCUUCUUUGUCCAGCUCCCCACCGCCUCCCCAGCACGACUCCUCUUCCCCUGAGCCGGAUUCCACCAAUGAGAGUUUACCGUUUGUGUACCACAGCAGCAGCCUUGACUCUCGUAUUGAGAUGCUCCUGAAGGAACAGAAGGCUAAAUUUUCUUUCCUUGCCUCUGAUGAGGAAGAUGAGGAAGAUAGGAAUGAGCAGAAGCAUAGAGGUGCACGUAGGGAUGUAGGCGAACGAAGAGGAGGGUCAGGUGAUGUAACAGGGGAGCAUACAAGUGGUAAUCAGGAGGGAGACAGUGGGGAUAAGGCCCACAGGAGACAAGGGGAAAGAGACAGAGAUGGUCAUAGAGGAAGGAAACGGGGAAAGGAAGGAGAGGGUAGGAAGAGUCCCAUUGUACUCACAGCAACACCUUCCUCUUCCACCUGUUCUCCCCACAUCCCACCUCCAGAGGAACCCCAGCCCCAGGAUGACCUCUCUGCUUCUGGAGCUUUGCAGGAGGAAACUUCACAGGUGGAAUCUGCUGAUAAACAGGGCAGGACAGGAGCGCACACGCCACCUUAUAAUGGCCAGAGCCAGUCUUCCCCUCAUUCCUCAGGGGAAGACAUGGAGAUCUCAGACGAGGAGGAGGAGGAUACUACCAUAACAACUGUAACCACCCACCAGCCCUCAGUCACCUCAGGUUCAUCGCCCUCUUCGUCCCAGGCUGCCAUACCUUCACAAACAACAGAGACAUCGUCUUCACCACCACCCAUUUCUGACUCUGCACAGCACUUUGGCACCUCCAUGCACCCUCCCAUACCUUCCUACCCUCCUCAUUUGCCUCCUCCACCUCCCCCUGGGUACUCCCUCCAGCCCCCACCUCCCCCAGGGAUCCCCCCUCUUCCCCAUAUGGAGUUGCACCCUGAGUAUCCUCCUCCCAUGCCCCUCCACAUGUAUGACUAUGCUGCCUCCAUGGAGCUGAUGAACCAGUACAGUGGUGGGGCUCCUAUGUCCUUCCAAAUGCAGACCCACAUGUUAAGUCGCCUACACCAGCUGCGCAUGUUGUCAUCCAAUGGCACCCCAGACCCUGGUGAGGCAGCCACUGCAGACUACACAUCCUACCAUCUCCACUCUAUGCCGCCAACCCACACACACCACCCUUACAUGGACCAAGAGGGGAGUGGGGCCGGGGCUCAUUAUGACCAGGACCACCGCUACAUGCCCCCUCACAUGCCCUACCCCUACCCUGACCCCCACAUCACUCAGAUACCACCUCCUCCACAUACAGGCUGGCCACCACAUGUUUUACCACCACACUACCAAUCUUACAUGCCCCUACCUGGUUAUGACACCAUGCUGCCAGGGGGUAGAGGUGACUAUAGGGCUCCCGGGGAGGACAUGCCCAUGCUGGCUGAGAAGCCACAUGAAGGCACAGUGCAGAUGGUCCUGGCUGCUCUGAUCCAGGAAAUGAAAAACAUCAUGCAGAGGGACCUGAAUCGCAAGAUGGUGGAGAAUGUUGCCUUUGCCACAUUUGAUGAGUGGUGGGAGAGGAAAGAGACCAAGGCCAAGCCUUUCCAGACAAUGGUUAGGGGGGUGUCUGCUUUGCGGGAGGAUGAGAAGAAAGAGGAAAAGGUCAACCGUCCACGGGAGCCUCUCAUGUCUCUUGUGGAUUGGGCAAAGAGUGGUGGCAUGGAGGGCUUUUUUCUUGGAGGAGCACUACGCCUGCCUUCCUUUAAGGUGAAGAGGAAAGAACCUCAGGAGCUUGGAGAGGGAGACAUGAAAAGGCCACGACCCUCAAUGCCGCCAGAUGAGGAUGAUGAAGCUGCUGAUGGAAGAAUGCCAGAGGCAGACAGGCAUGGAGUUGAAAGGGACAACAAGAGGAGGAAAAAGAAGCCAAGAAGUCGUAAACCUUGGGAGCUGGACAGCGAGGGAGAAGAAACAUCAGAUGGCUCCUUGACUGAAAAGGAGGAUGAAGAAGAAGAAGAAAGUGAAAAGGAAUCUGAUGAUGAUGCCCUCAGUGCUGACAGUGAUGACGAGAGCCUCUCUUCAUCAUCUGAGGACUCUUCGUCUUCAGGGUCCUCAUCUUCAUCUGCCUCUGAGGAUGAGGAUGAAGAGGAAGGAGAGAGGGCUGACAGUGAAGGGCCAGACAGCAUGGACGAGUCAACAAUGGACAGCACAACAGAGAAAGACUAUGACAGGGAAAAUAGCACAGCUGCUGUUCCAAAGGCAGAGGUCAAAACAGGUGAAGCUAAGGACAGCAAGGCAGAUAAAACAACACUGCUUACCAAGCGCCCGCCAUCACCACCAUACCCACGUCCUUUGUCCCCAGUUGUACUUGUGCCCCCUCUCAAGAAACGCAGGAAAACUGUUUCGUUCUCCAUGGAGGACAGUGACAGUAAAAUGCAGCAACCGACUGCACCACAGUCGCCGUCUCCCUUACGAGUGGCGAGUGAAUCUCCCGUCCUCUCCCCCGGUCAGCUUUCUGACUCCCCUGUCACUGCUCCACCAACCUCCUCAACUCGUUCUACUCAGAGCAUCCGGCUGCUCCCCUUUGCCUCCAAACCAGGUGAAGGCAAUGCCCUCAUCGUACCCCCAGCAGGACGAACCCAAGAUUCUGAUGAGUCCAAAAAAGGAACUGUUGUUUCUCCCCAGACCACUCCUGUCAAAUCCCCUGGCAAACGAGGUGCAGGCAAAGACUCCCCCAGAUCUCCCGUUCUUCCUCCUGUUAUGGUUUGCCGCACUGUGCAGAACCUGCCUUUGGAUCAUGCUUCUAUGUGCAGGAUGGCCUUUGAAGAGGCCCCUCCUCCACCCCCUGCCAACAAACGGUCCAGAGGCAGACCUCGGACGACCAGCUUGUCUUUGUCGACCUGUCACUCCCUCAGAGAGGAAGACGAGGAUGAGGAAGAAAGUAAGCAGAGGUUGCGACUCAGAGAGCAGCUUGGGGCGUCCAGUCUUCUGCAGCUGGCCUCAGCUUCAACCACUGACCUGUCUGUUUUGGCAGAUGUAGCCUUGAAAAUGGACCCUGAUGCCGGGGACUCCGAGGAGACGGAGACAUCAGAUGAGGCAGAGGAGCAUAAGAUGGAAGAGGGUCUGUUCUCCCCAGAGUCACUGGCCCGGAUUAUGAGUCCAGAGGGUGUAAUUGUCAUUAUGGAGCACAACUACUGCAGACCCCCAGUUCUGCCAGCACCACCCAGUACCAAAAGGACUUUGUCCAGACAAGACUCUUCUGUCUUACUCCCAGCAGACCUCAACACUAUUUCUGGGGUUCUUGAAGCACCAGAGGAGGUCAUUGGAGAGGUGAUACCAUCCAGGCCAGAUACAGGAGAAUACUUGUCUGCAAUGGGAGUGCUGUGUGAGUCUGAAGAUGUGGGCCAUACCACAGCUGUACCUUUAUCAUCAAAGAAGAAGAGUGUGAUUGGAAAGGGUUUCAAAACUGAAAAUGACAAGAGCAAAAAGAAGAGAAGAAAGGACAAAGAAAACCUGGAGGUUCUUCACACAAAAAAGCAGAAGGAGCAGCCAGGCAAGAAGCAAAGAAAGCAGAAACUAGAGGACUCAGACUUUGAGGAGGAUGUGGAUGUGGAGGAGCUUGAGUCUGGAGAGCUGUCCAGCUCAGACACAGAGGAGGAGGUGGUUGAAGAAGUGAGGAAGAGCGAGCGUCUCUUUCUGCAGGAAGCAGGGAUAGUGUCUUCCCAACGCUGGCCGAAACCUGUCCCAGCACCCGAGCCACCAGCUGUGAAGUUUGACAACCGUAGUGAGUUUGAGCAGAUGACCAUCCUAUACGACAUCUGGAACUCUGGUCUGGAUGGCGAAGACUUGAUGUUGCUGAAGAGAACAUAUGAAAAGCUGCUGCAGGAUGACCACAACUCUGACUGGCUCAAUGACACUCACUGGGUUAACCACACUGUAACCAAUUUGCCAAACCCUCGGCGUAAAAAGAAGAGUGCAGAUGGGCAGCUUCGUGAGCAUGUGACUGGUUGUGCCAGGAGUGAGGGUUACUAUGCCAUCAGCCGCAAAGAGAAGGACGUCUACCUGGACCUGGACUUGCCUGAGCAGGUCAUACGGGAGGUGGAGAAUGUCGACACCUCGGGUGCUAACCGGGUGCUAUCGGAGAGACGUUCAGAGCAGCGCCGGCUCCUCACAGUCAUUGGCACCACAGCUGUCAUGGACUCUGACCUGCUCAAACUUAACCAGCUGAAGUUCCGCAAGAAGAAGCUUCGUUUUGGACGCAGCAGGAUCCACGAAUGGGGUCUGUUCGCCAUGGAGCCUAUUGCUGCUGAUGAGAUGGUCAUUGAGUACGUGGGUCAAAACAUCCGACAGAUGGUGGCCGACAACAGAGAGAAGCAAUACGCACAGCAGGGCAUCGGGAGCAGCUACCUGUUCAGAGUGGACCACGACACAAUUAUAGAUGCCACCAAGUGUGGCAACCUGGCACGGUUCAUCAACCACUGCUGCACUCCAAACUGCUACGCCAAGGUCAUCACCAUAGAGUCCCAGAAAAAGAUCGUCAUCUACUCGAAGCAGGCCAUCGCGGUCAACGAAGAGAUCACCUAUGACUACAAAUUCCCCCUGGAGGAGAACAAGAUCCCUUUCGCCAAUGGCCAGCGAGAUCCACCCAACGUGCACACUGAGUCAAAGCCACCCUCUGAUACCCCACCAGUCACUCCUAUGGAUGGCCGAACAGCUGUCCUCACAAAACCCAGGAAACAGAGAUGCACACACUUGCACUUUUCACACACACACACACACACACACACACACACACACACCUCAUUCACUUGGCAGUUUCACAUGCCAGUGUGUGAGGGGGGCCUCUGUUUCAGCACUAGCUCUUCUGUGGCAGUAUUGUUGGAUAAUGUUUCAGUUAAGCUGCUCCAUGCAGCCAGGCAUGAGAGGUCUUUUGAUUUCCGUGCCAAUAUCUGUUUGAGGAUUUGAGAGUUAAAACCGAAAAAGAACGAGAAAAAUAACUUGAUGUUUUAUGUCUAUGUCAGCUCAAAUAACCUGCAGCCUGGGAUCACUCUUCCAGUGCCGAUUCCCUCCCUGCACCCACCCAGUCACACAGAUGUACAGGAACAUCUGAUAAAUUCAGGGUUUUUAAAAGCGCUUGUUAAGGGCGCAGUUUUAAGAUGACAACUUCAGUCAAUUUGGUCUUCAGUUAUGCAAGAUUUCCAAGUGUGAAGAUUGUUUUGAAGCUUUUUUUUUUUUUUUUAAUUUCAUUUCACGGUAUUAUAUAAUAAUAUUACUGUUGCUGUUAUUAAUGGUAUUGUUGUUUAUUUGCAUUAGCUGUAAGAAUCUUACAGUGCAAUGAGCUUCAGUGUACCCACCCAGUCCUCAGUGGCUCGUGAUUCAUCAAGACCUAUAGAGCCCGUUUCCUUUGUCCGUUGUGUUUUAUUCUCCCGAUUGGCCAAAACAGUCUCUAUGACUGAGAGUGAAGUCCUUUUGAAUUAUUGUUUUUAGCUCACUAUGAAAAUAUUUGCCAGUUAAGAUGUAGCUAAAAAUGUGUUAUUUUUUUUAUGGCUGCUCAAUUUUUGUCUGUAGUAUCAGCACAACCUUUUUUGCCCCCUAAGUUUAAGCUUUGUCAAGAAAAGGUCUUAUGAGGAGAACGUGAGAGUCUUUGUUUGAUGGGAUCGCUCUGUCUAUUUGUCAGUGUUCAGUUGUUUCUACCAUGGUAUCCUUAUGUUUUGUUUCAGUCAGCAGAUGUCAGAUUUCCAGUUCAGGAGCUGGCAAACAUUUCCUGCGAGUUCUUCAGUCAUUAAAGCAAAGAUCGCCACCAAACUCCUGCAGGUCCGACUAUAAAUGUUUGGUCAUUGUUGAACUUAGUCACUGUGUGUGCUAAAAAUGUUUUUAAAAUGCACAGUUUUCAGAUUUAAAGGUUUAGUAAAGUAUUUUUGCCCAGCUGUUGUGUGGGCCUUCCCAGAAUGCAUUACUAUGUAUUUUAUUUGAAAGUGUGUAGUAAUUCGCUUCCAACAUCUCUCCCUGAAAAACUAUAUAAGAAUCAGCUUAAGGCAAACGUCCUCAUCAUAAGAUCCGUUUGUAGUAUAUAUGGCUGGACGUUCUUGUUGCAAUGAUAGCCUUUGAGUGGAAACCAGCCCUCUUUACUACAGGAUAACAAAUGAGAGGGGGGAAAAAAUAAAAGAACAUAUAAAUAUUGUAAAGGUGUUUGUUUCUCGUAGAAACACACUGAUUCCAAGCUGUAAAUAUGUUGUUCCUUGUCCUCUCUCCAUGAGGAGGAAACCUGUACAUACCUUCCAUUCAUUUAUUUUUUAUUGUUUUUCCUUUUAAUUUGAUGAUUAUUUUAAUAUUAUUUGCAAUAUUUCUCUUGUAUUAAUACGUUGGACCCUUUAUUAA